AUGCCGUUAGAGAACGACAAGGCAUCCACUCCAAAAGAGGCCAGGAGCUCCUCGACGGUCACAGGGGGCCCCACCCUGCUCACCCCGUCCCCUCGCGAUGAAGGGGCACUCUCUGUUGCAGCAGCAGCAGAUGCUGCGCCAAUUUCCCCUGCAGGGGCUGCUGUUGCUGCCGAGGGAGAUGAGCUGCUAAGGCGCAUGCAGUCAGUCCUAGAGGAGGAUGACAGCGUAGACAUGCUGUUGCCGUCCCUCUCUGCCAUCCCCGUGUUGCCAUCCACAGGCGACGCUGUCGCUUUUGGCGGGGUAGCUGCCGCGACACAGGCCCCUGAUACCAGUGGAAAUCUUUCUGGUCUGUUACGCUGCACAGCCCUCAACAGAGGCAGCAGCUGCGGAGAUCCAACAGCAGCUGCAGAUGACCCGGACGCCAGGUCCCGCAAUCUUGGAUUAGGGCUUGCUGCCCUGCACAAGCUGCAGCGACGGCAGCGCUUGGCGCAGGGACAGCAACAGCAAGUGCAACAACAACGGCGACAGAAUCUGUCGGAUUCUGUAACAAACCAUGAUACACACACAGAGCAAGCGAGCCAACACUUGAACUCGCAGCAGAAACAGAUGAUGCAACAGCAGCAGCAGCCCAUAGUUUCCUCUUCAUUACAUAUUGGGGAACCUUCCCAGUACGCUAGAGAAGCCUCCACCGACAGCAGUGACGAAGCGAAGGGUGGGAUGGCUCAACAGCAGAGAGAACUGCAGAAACAGCAACUGCAGCAGGAGAAACGGCAGCAACAGCAGGACGAGGAACGGCAGCAACAGCAACUACAGUUGGAACAAGGUCGGGGGUUCGGCGAUUUCCAUUUCCCGGAUCUUUCAACCACUUCAACAACGGUGAAUGCUACAGCAGAACUGGAUGCAGGACCACCAGCAGCAGCAGCCAAAGCUGCGGCUGCUCCUGCUGAAGCAGAGCCCCCAGCAGGUAUGGAGAUUGACGAAGUGAGGACACCGGUUGCCGCCACAGCAGCAUCAACAGCAGCAACAGGGGUACCAGCAGUAGCAGUGGCAGCGGCAGAGAUGGGCACAACAAGGGGUUUUUAUUCUUGUGCUGCCGAAGCUGCAGCCGCAGCUGAUGCUGCUGCAUCAGGUUCCUGCUUGCAUACUGCUGCGCCUGCGCAACAGUUGGUGCUGGAUGGUUCCACAGAUCAGCAAGAGCGCUGGCCGUGGGACCCUCCUCUUUCUAGAGUAGGCGGCUGCCUUGAGGAUAAGGCAGGAACUGGCACAGGAAGCGCAGCACUGGCAGCAGCAGCUUCACCAGAAGUAGCUGCUUCAGCAGUAGCAGCAGAAGCAGGUGUAGGAGAAGCCGCUGAGUUAACAUCAGCAGUAGACGGGAACGUGGGCCGGACAGGAGGCACAGCAAACCUUGCUGCUGCUACUGCUGCAUCUCUGCCUCCCCUUUCCGCAGAAGAGGAGGUUGCGCUGAUGGCUGCAGGGGGCUUGCAUGGCCCUGAGGAGGCAGCAGUAGUUGCGGAGGCGGAAGCAAUGGGGGAGUUUGUGCACAGUUUGCAGCAGCAGCUGCGGCAGUUGCAGCAGCAGCAGUUGCAGCAGCAUCAGCAGGGGCUUGAGCAUGUCGAUAGCCGGCCUGCUGCUGUCGAGGCGCUGGGUAGAAUAGAGGAGAGGCUGCGCAUGGCAUUAGAGGCGGUCGAUGCGGAUGUGGCAGCGCUGCAGCGGGAGGCCGCAGCAACAGCAGCAGCAACGGUAGCCUUCGCGUCGGGGGCUGCUGAAGACCCCGUGCAACAGCAGCAACAGCAGCAGCAACUGCAGCAGCGCGAGACGGAAGCCUCGCAUGGCGACGAAGGAGAGAUUGAAGACGAUGAUGGCUUUAAGAGUGUAGACGUUUUAGACGGAUCUAAUGUAACAGCCGCAGCAGCGGGGGGCCCAGCCGCGUGCGGAGCCGUACUGUGGUCCCACCCAUGCAAAGCACUGCUGCGGGCGGCGCUGCAGUCAGCAGGGCGGCAGCUGCCCAGAGGCAAACGAAAGGGGGCUCGGGGAACCCCAAGGGAAUGGGGGGAGACACAGCGACAUCGGCCGCCGCUAGACGUUUUGUGCCUGGCAGCUUCGCAGACCAAGGCAGAGUGCAGCCUUACUCCAGAAGAGGCUGCUGCUGCAGCUGCUGCUGCGGCAGCCAUUGCAGCGACAGCUGCAGCUAGCGGGUCCGAGGCUGCCGCUGCAGCAGCAGCGGCAGCAGAGGCACUGCUGCCAGUGGGUGUAGCAGCCGCAACAAGUGAAGGUGUGAGAAGGGUCCCAUGGCUGCCCGCUGAGGGCCCCAUGUUUGAUAGUUUGGCUGCAUCGAACCAGUCGCAGGCCUUUGCUGCUGGGUUACCGCUGCUGCGAGAGAUCUGCCGCGUUGCCACUGUGGAGUUGCGCGUCCCGCAGCCUCCCGGCGUCGCUGCUACUGCUGCUGCUUCCCCGGGAUAUUUCGCUGCUGCUGGUGAGCCCAUCGGUAUUGCCGGCCUGCGGCGACUUGGACUACCCGGAGAGCAGCAACUGCAUCGGAGAGGACCCCUCUGGGUGCCGCCUCCCCCACCAGAGGACGAGGAGGAGGGCCCCGCCCUCCGUACUGCUGCUGCUGCUGUAUCUGCUGCAUGCAACGAGCAGCUCGUGCUCUUCCUUAGGCGAGACCUCUUCCCGCGCGAGCUCCUGCAGCAGCUCCAGCAGCAAUCAGUGUGCUGCAUAGCGCAGUUGCUUCUGCCACCUGGAUAUGAGGAAGGGGUGCGCCACCAGGUCACACCUACCCCAGACGGCGGAGGCACCCAGGGACCCCUCCAUCCUAUCCUGAGGCUGCAAAGACUUCGCUCGCAUCGAACAACUUCUGCGGCGAAUCCGGCAACGGCAGAAGCAACAGGAGCAACGGCCGAAGCCAGCGUGGGAGGAGCAACAAUCGCAACUGGAACAGAGGCAGCAGGAGCGGCAGCAGCAACGAGGCCGAGUUUGGAGGAGGCGACUGGGGUCCCGGAUAGGAAAUGCGGGUCUCCUUUGACUGUGGAUGACGCUCUUAAGUUCAUUAGCAAGCAGCAGCGACGGCAGCAGCAUGCGCUCGAGCAGCUGCUUCAGGAGCUGAAGUGUUUGUGUCGAGGCAUUUCAAUGCAGCAGCUCGUGUUGCUGGCCUCUAUUGUAGACUCUGUCAGCGCAGCAGAUGCAGCCGCAGCAGCGGCAGCAAUUGGGGACCCCGAGGCUGCCGUGUUCUCAGAUGAGAACAGGGAAUCAGGCACCCAUGUAGCGGGAUCAGCAGCAGGUUCGACAGAUAGCGGAACUGAGAAACAGCAGGAGCAGCAGCAGCAACAGCAGCUGUUGCGGCUGCAGAAACUGCACGAGUGGCUGUCUUUGUUCCCACGUUACGGGGUGUCGGCGGGGCGUGCAGUGGCUCUGCUGGCAGCAGCAGCGGAGCAGCAGCAGCAGCAGCAUCAGCCUGAGGGGGAGCCCGUAGAUAUUCAGCUCACCUUUAGCAGCCUCAUGCCGUAUCCGGAUGAGGAUCCUGGAGUGGUUGUUGCCUUUGCUUUCCCCUAUAAGCGAGGGCCUCAGGAUCAGCCGUGGACUUGGGACCUGCGGCUGCUGGAGGGGGGCCCCCGCGGGUCGUAUGGGCCCCCUGAAGGCCCCCGCAGCGUCCAAACAGUGCAGCAGCAAAUAUCACAAAGGCAGCAGCGCCUUACGUUUCUGCUGCGCCAACAAAGGAUCGUCUGUAAGGCAAUGUACAAAGCCUGGAGGAGCUGGCGGCGCCAGAUGGAGAAGCGGCGGCUAUUGCUGGGAGAUGCCUUUGGCUGGGGAGUGCUGCCGGUGCGGGCCUUAGACCACCCGUCACUUUUGAUGGCGCUGCCUGCGGGCUUCCGGCAAGGGAGCCCGAAGGAACCCUACGAGAAACAAAGUCAACGGGAACAUGCUGAAGAGGCCAAUGCUACUGCCAGCGACCGCAGCAAUCCAAGGCGGCAAACCGACGCUUCUG
Messenger RNA from Eimeria acervulina, 3982 nucleotides. RefSeq lists its product as hypothetical. Lineage: Eukaryota; Apicomplexa; Conoidasida; Eucoccidiorida; Eimeriidae. The annotation marks the transcript as partial. The record is from RefSeq and is a predicted model, not a curated record. The transcript has 2 exons.